AUGAUGGGUCAACUACCAGAGGAAGUGAUGGACAGUUUGUGCACCGAGGAGAUGGAAUGUAAGAUUUGCUAUUGUGCUUACAAUCUGUCCAGUCGGCGACCCAAAGUGCUUGAGUGCUGCCAUCGUUUGUGCUCCAAAUGCUUGGAAAAGAUUCUCAAUUUAGGCGAAUCACCACAAAACUCAGUGGUCUGCCCUUUCUGCCGCUUCAUUACUGGUCUUCCUGGAGAAGCUGGUGGUACCCUACCAGAUGACUACAACUUGGUGAGUGUGCUGUCCAUUCAAAACCAAUAUCUGAACUUGAAAGGAAGCCAGGAUGAGAUUUUGCUCAGUCCUGGACGUCUAAAUUCUCUGGUUGGUCACUCAGCAUCAGCAACAUCCUCAUCUGUAUACUCCAACUAUGUGGUUAUCGCCAUUAUGGAAUCACCACAGGAGCAUGCCAUUUUAGCAGAUCACCGAUCCUCUAGCCUUGACUCCAUGGCCUCAGUGACACGACGCUGCACAGUGUGGAACUGUACAACACUGCUGUGCCAGGCAUUGGCGCAAAUUCUGGUGUGGGUCCUGGGCUUGCUGUAUUUCAGCUCUCUGCCAAUAGGUGUUUACUUACUCAUCAUGCAGAAGACCACUCUGGGAGUUCUGUUGAUGAGCCUGGUGCCUGUCAGUCUGCUCAUGAUCAUGGUGUAUGGGAUGUGCCAGUGUGUUUGCCAUGAGUUUUGGGACUGUGUACCACUAUAA
Messenger RNA from Clarias gariepinus (North African catfish), 732 nucleotides. RefSeq names its product ring finger protein 182 (gene rnf182). The transcript has a single exon. Lineage: Eukaryota; Metazoa; Chordata; Actinopteri; Siluriformes; Clariidae. The record is from RefSeq and is a predicted model, not a curated record. Bases 1 to 732 code for a protein of 243 amino acids.